Messenger RNA from Colletotrichum karsti, 714 nucleotides. RefSeq lists its product as uncharacterized. Gene Ontology annotation, biological process: purine nucleoside catabolic process. The transcript has 8 exons. Bases 1 to 714 code for a protein of 237 amino acids. Gene Ontology annotation, molecular function: guanosine deaminase activity. The record is from RefSeq and is a predicted model, not a curated record. Lineage: Eukaryota; Fungi; Ascomycota; Sordariomycetes; Glomerellales; Glomerellaceae.
AUGCUCCGAUCAGUUGCUUUGUUGGUUCUGAGUGCCGUGGGCUUUAGCUCGGCUCACUUCGUGAUCCCAAACGAUGACCAGAACAUGUCUGGUCUGACGGUCAACUCCAUUCCGGCGGAGAAACGAGUUGAAUACAUGAGAAAGGCCAACGAAGCUCUCUACCGGCAGAGCGGUCCUUGUCCUUUCGCUGCGUUCGGGACGAUCAUCGUCAACCACACGAGCGAUGAAGUCGUAUGUGAGGGUGCCAACUUCAGGACAGGAGACCCGACAAUUCACGGAGAGAUCUCAGCUAUCAACGCGUGCACUGCCAAGUUUACUGAGGAAGGCAUGACGGCCUCAGAGAUUUACGCUGCUUGGGGAGAGCUCUCAAUCUACACGAAUGCCGAGUCAUGUCCAAUGUGCGCGAGUGCCAUUCGAUGGGCUGGGUUCAAAGAGUAUGUCUACGGCACGACGAUCCAGCACAACUACAACGUCGGUUGGGGCGUGAUGACCCUCGGCAGUUACGAUGUCUUCCAGCAAUCCCGCCAACUCCCAGGAUACCAGACCUCGAUGAUCGGUCAGAUUCUGACAAACGAGACGGACCCUUUGUUCUCAUGGCAGUACAACGCCAGCGCGCCGUGCCCAAACGGAUGCUUCAGGGUCCCAAGUGCGACAAGGGGUGGAACGACUUGCUCAAACGCCACGGUCAGCCGAAGAGAUUACGAUGCCUUGUGA